Molecule: messenger RNA, 3777 nt
Organism: Amphimedon queenslandica
Lineage: Eukaryota; Metazoa; Porifera; Demospongiae; Haplosclerida; Niphatidae
Exons: 18
Coding region: 1-3768 (1255 amino acids)
Molecular function (GO): protein binding
Source: RefSeq, a predicted model, not a curated record
AUGUACCCAAAUAUUGGAAAUGUGAUUGAGGAUUUCGUUCAGCAAGGAAAUGAUGGUCGUAAUGUAUUGGUACUGAAUAGGGAUGAUGCAGCUGGUUUUCGACUUGAUACGUUAACAACAAGCAAGCAGUAUUCUGCUCCUACAGUUUCUGGUCAAGAUGUCCUUACUACUCAUACGGAUUAUGUUAAUAAAUAUCCAUCAAGAGGAAAUACUGCACUUAUUGAAGCAGCAAGAGAAGGAAACUGUGAUGUUGUAGAAUUACUGCUAAAGAAAAGAGCUGAUCCUUCAGAUUUAAACAAUCGAGGAGAUACUGCUUUAGUUUUAGCUGCAGAAGAAGGACAUGAUGAUAUUGUACAGUUAUUAAGUGAAGAAGCUGAUCCAAAUACUUCAGUUAAUAAUAAGAAGUUAUAUGAAGCUGCUAAAAGAGGUGAUUCUACUGGUGUCCAGUCUGCACUGUCUCAAGGAGCUAAUGUAAACUAUCAGAAUCCUAAAGAGAGAGGAGAUACUGCUCUUAUUGAAGCAGCAAGAAAAGGAAACUGUGAUGUUGUAGAAUUACUGCUGAAGAAAAGAGCUGAUCCUUCAGAUUUAAACAAUAGAGGAGAUACUGCUCUUAUUGUAGCAGCAAGAGAAGGAAACUGGGAUGUUGUAGAAUUACUGCUGAAGAAAGGAGCUGAUCCUUCAAAAUCAAACUUUACAGGACAUACUGCUCUUAUUGAAGCAGCAAAGGAAGGACAUUAUGACAUUGUACAUUUACUGUUAAAGAAUGGAGCUGAUCGAAACACUGCAAAAAAUAAUAAGGAGUUAUAUGAAGCUGCUAAAAGAGGUGAUUCUACUGGUGUCCAGUCUGCACUGUCUCAAGGAGCUAAUGUAAACUAUCAAAAUCCCGAAGAGUUUGGAGCUACUUCUCUUCAUGUUGCUGCAGGAGGAGGAUAUCAUGAUGUGGUACAAAUUUUAUUGUCUGCAAGAGCUAAAACUUACCUUAGAGAUACAGAUGGAGAUACUGCUCUUAUUAAAGCAGCAAGAAAAGGAAACUGUGAUGUUGUAGAAUUGCUGCUGAAGAAAGGAGUUCGUCUUUUACCUUUGAACAAUAACUCAACUCAGAGCUCUACACUUCCCAGUACCUCAGCUGGAAUAAAUCAGACUAGUAAAGACACAACCUCUGUUGAUGAUGUAGCUGUUAUCACUGAGAAGCUAGAGGAGUUACAGAGUUACCUACCACAGAUGUCUAAAAUGAUAGACAAAAUGAAAGCAAGUGGUCCAUCCAAUCAACUGAACAAAUUGAGCAAUUUGUACAAAGUAAUACUAACCAAGACUACAAGCAUUAGCAUGAGCACAUUAGAAAAAAGUCAUGUUGUUUUGAAGAGAAUGUUUCCAGAAGACUCAUCUAAUACUAAUAGCAUUAAAGACAAGGCAUCUACAAAUGCUACAUUUGCAGAAAUCGAUCAAAUAUAUCUUCAAGAAGCAAUGGAAGAUGGCCUUGUUGAGUCUUUUGUCACCAAAGCUGUAGUACAAGGAGAAGCUCGAGUAGGCAAGAGUUCGGUGAAAUCACUACUUGUUUCUGAGCCUUACACUGAUAAUACCAGCACUAACUGUAUUGAACCACCAUGUGUAGCUGUUAAGUGCUAUGGACAGACUGGAAAAUACUGGGAACGAAUCGAUGAAGAGGAAAUGGGAAUAAAAGUAAUUGCUGCAGUUCAGUUAGGUGCUAUGAAAAAAUCAGAGUCUCAAUCUCAUUCUGAGGAAAUGGAUCUUGAUAGUAAAAGCAUAUCCAAUACUAGGAAGCAACAAAGUCUUCAUGGUCGGCGUUGGCUCUAUUUCAUUGACUCUGGAGGCCAAAUUCAAUUUCAAAAGUUACUCCCAGCAUUCAUGCCAUAUGCUUCAGUUUUACUUCUAGUAGUUAAUUUAUCUAAGAAUCUUAGUGAUCCAUCCUGUACAGCAAUGCAGCUUUCUGAGAGAGAAAUUAGUGUUGGUCAGCAUUCACUCUCAGUUAUUGAGAUUUUGAAGCAUCUGCUCUCUGCAAUAGCCUCCAGUGCCCAGCGAUAUCGCUCGUUGAUUGCUGAUGAUCCUGUUCUUUCAAAGUGUAUCACACCUCCUUCAGAUAAAUUGAAAGUGCUGCCUGUUGCUACUCACCAUGAUGAAUAUAAAGAAGCACUAAAGAAUGGUAAAGAGUCGAUUGUUAAUAAAAAGAUAACAAUAAAUGAAAUCUUUUGUCAUCAUGAGACUUGUGAGAUAGUGGGACGUGAAGGUAAAAUAUAUCUGUAUGAGGUUGAUGGUCGUAAAGCUCGUAAUAAAGUCUUUGAGAAUCUACAGCCAGAUUCAGACUUAUAUAAGAUAGCUCAAGCAUUGGAAGAUAAUGCAUAUCAAAUCAAAGUUCCAUUGAAGUGGUAUUGCUUUGGUGUCCUUCUCCAUGAUGUUGCUAAGGAAGGUUGUGGUGUUUUAAGUUUAUCUUUUUGUCAAAAGCUUGGCCAACAAUUAAAAGUUAAUUUGUCACCUGAAGAAUCAUUAAGUGCUAUUAAAUUUCUCAGUUUUCUCAAUAAAUUACUCUUUUAUCCUGAUUCACCUGCUGGAGAUCUUGUUUUUGUUAAUAUAGAGAGCCUUAUUAACAUUCUUAGAGAUUUACUAAUUUUUAUCUGUGACACUCAUUCUGAAGCAAAACUUCUACUUCCUGAUCAAAAAGCACUCGUGUGCAAAGGUCAUCUCUCCAUUGAAAUCCUUAAAAAGGCCUCAAAAAGUUCUAAUAAAAUAUGCGAGGCAUUUUCUGAUUUUGAUGCAAAGUUACUUGGUCUUUUUGAAUAUCUUCUGAUUGCUACAAAGUUACCCGAGAAAGAAUCUUUCUUCAUGCCAGCUCUUCUACCAAUAAAAGAUGUAUCUGACAUCAACCCCUACCCUAACACAACACCUCUUUUGUUGUAUUUUGAAAAUGCUAUUCCAAUGGGUCUCUUUUGUGCAGUCAUUGUUCACCUUCUCUCUGAUAAGGAGGCUCCGUGGAAGUUUGUUGAAGAGUCAAACUUUUCAAACUAUUUUACUUUACGAUGUCCAGACCUUCUUGAAAGUAUCAUUAUUCUUGUGGAACAAGUUGACUGUAUUGCACUUUAUUGUGAAGCAACUGAUGAUUAUAUUCCAGCAAGGGAUGCUGUGGAAAAAGCAGUUGAUGUAGCAAUGUCUAAGCAUAAACUUAGUACAUGUGAGAAGCCAAAAAGAGCAUUUUACUGUCCCUGUGGUAAAGGAAGGCAUGUAGCUGUAGUAUCAUGGCUUAAAACACAACAUCGUUAUGUUUUUCGCUGCACUAUUGACUGCAAACCCAAAGAAAUGUCUUACUGCUUGAAUUGGAUAGAUCAGAUAAAUAAAGGAAAACGACAGCAUGAUGAGCUAAACAAUUUACCUGAUGUUCUGGAGACAAAUUUUGCAUAUCAGGUUCUUGUGGAAAGCACAGAGGAGAUCAAGGAAUAUUUUUCUGAUGAUUUUUCCAAAAUUGCAAGCAAGCUGCUUCAGAUGAAUCUGAUCAAUGAAACAGAGAGGAGCGCUAUAACUGAUAGAAAUACUGGGUGGAAUAAGUAUCAGCGAAUGGAAGAAUUAAUGGAACGUGUUGAAGUUGCAGUUAAAAUUAAUAAGGAGCCUACAUUUUUAUUGUUCUUAAAUAUCUUAAAUGAGAAAGGUACUCAACCUGCUCAGGAAUUUGCUCGAAAACUCAUGGAAAGAUAUAAAGAUAAAUUCUCUGAUGCUCAUUUGGAUCCAUUGUCAAAAAGAGUCAAACAGUAUGAAAAUUAGAUGUUUUAA